AUGGCUGCGGGCGAAAUGGGUUGCUAUUCAGCCACUAUCUCAUCGCAGGUUUUAGAUGAGCUUUCCAAGCUACCAUACAAUAACUCAGUUCCGACCCCAGUCCGACUGAAAAGGCUCGCGGCAACGGAUCCACUCGCCGCCGCAAAAUGGGAUGGCAAAUUAGCUAGGACCGGGGUCGACUACCUGGCCAAUGAUGGGGCGGAACUGGAAAACGCCAUCAAGUCAGACCCUAUUGCUGCCACAAGUUUGAAGGAUACGCUUGAGCUGUUCAUUGGCGGAGAGAAUAGAAGUCGAGCCAAAAUCGAGAACGUGCUGACACAGUUGGCUUAA
This is a messenger RNA of Aspergillus alliaceus, 330 nucleotides long. RefSeq lists its product as uncharacterized. Bases 1 to 330 code for a protein of 109 amino acids. The transcript has 2 exons. Lineage: Eukaryota; Fungi; Ascomycota; Eurotiomycetes; Eurotiales; Aspergillaceae. The record is from RefSeq and is a predicted model, not a curated record.